AUGUCGUCUGCAGAACCCGCGCAGGAGCGGAAGGGCCCCGUGAAACCUCAGCGGGUCCUCGCCUGCGUCCUGUGCCAGCAGAGAAAAGUGAAAUGCGAUCGAAGAUUCCCCUGUGCCAAUUGCAACAAGGCCGGCGCCCAAUGUGUGCCUGCGGUCGCUGUCGGCCCGCGCCGCCGCCGAAGGUUUCCUGAGCGAGAACUGCUGAGUCGCCUUCGGCACUAUGAAGACCUGCUGAGCAAGAACCGCAUCAAGUUCGACCCAAUGCAUCCAGAUGAGGCAGAUCAUGCAUCGGUUGAUGCCGAUGACAAGAACUCUGACCACCGGGAUGACUCAAAAUCAGAAUCGGAGCCGACUUCUUCUAUUGCGGAGCCCUCCCCCGGAGAGAGAACUCCGACCAAAUCUAGACAGUUCAAUAUAUGGCGUGCUCUAAGUAAAAAGACAUUGGACCCAGAGAAGGGUUCCAUCUAUGACGACGAUGAUGAUGAAGAUGGCGACUCAUCCGACGACGCUCGUGAUGUCCAUGCUGAAGUGAUAGCCAAGGCUUGGGAUCGCACCUUUGAAGGUCGGGGCAAUGACCACCUGCUUUUUGGCUCGCCCGAGUCAAACGUGGAUCUCUCGACGCUGCAUCCUCAACAGGCUCAGAUCUUUAGGCUCUGGCAAGUAUAUCUUGAGAACGUCGACCCGCUUCUCAAGGUCACCCAUGCGCCGACCCUCCAAGCGCGCCUCAUUGAUGCUGCGUGCGACACACCAAACAUAAGUCCUCCUUUAGAGGCACUCAUUUUCAGCAUCUAUGCUCUCUCCGUCAUGAGUCUUGAUGACGAGAAAUGUCUCGAGCUAUUUGGUCUUGCCAAGACGGAUCUUCUGAGCACAUACAGAUUUGGAUGCCGACAGGCAUUGCAAAACUGCAAUGUUUUACGAUCCAGCGAUCGUGAUGCCUUGACAGCCUUGUUGCUUUACCUACUUGCUGUGCGGUCCGAGACGGAUCCUCGGUCACUUUCAUCCAUGCUCGGUAUGGCUGUCCGGGUUGCCAAACGGAUUGGCAUUCACAACAAAACGACAUAUGAGCGCUCAGACCCCCUCGAAGCCGAGAUCUCCCGGAGACUCUGGUGGUCACUAGUUAUGUUCGACAACCGCAUCUGUGAGAUGUUCGACUAUCAGAACUCGUCCUUGGUCCCUACGUGGGAUUGUGAACUGCCCCUGAAUGUCAAUGACACCGACAUUUGGUUGGAAAUGAACAACCCUCCAGCGGCACAUCAGCGACCAACAGAAGCGCUCUUUGCUGUCGUUCGCAGCGAUCUGGGCGACCUGAUCCGACACAGCUCUUUCCACAUCGACUAUAUCAAUCCUCGACUGAAGGCUCUGGCCAAUUACGGCAGGUUUGGCUCCAUUCCCGACGCGGAUAAGCUCGCAGCCCUGGAGAAGAUCAUUGAGGACAAGUACCUCGCAUUCUGCAACCAAGAAAAUCCUAUUCAAUUCUUGACCUUGUGGUUCACGAGAGGCUCAUUUUCAAAGUCACAUCUGCUGGAGUACUACUCUAGAAAUACAAAAACGGAAGGGCAGCAGGCCGAAUCGCGGCGCAAUACCAUGAUUUUCCACGCCAUACGGAUGCUCGAGUGUGAUACCAAACUCAUCAAUUCGCCACUAACCAGAAAGUAUUGGUGGUUUGUCGAGUUCAAUUUUCCAUUCCCGGCUUACAUGCACCUCCUUCAAGAGUUGAAACAACAUCCUACGGCAGAGCAUGUUAUGCGAUGUUGGGAUGUGAUGAGCAAGAAUUACGAACCUCGUUCUGCUAAUUUCAGAAAUGGCAAGAGUCCUAUGAAAGUCAUCUUCUCCCGAAUGAUUCUUCAAGCCUGGAGAGCUCGCGAGAUGGCUAUUGGGUCGGGGGCCGACCUGGGGCCUGUCCCCGGAAUGGUGGCAGAGGUGAAGCGGGUAAUGGACACAGAACUAAUAUUCCCACAACAGCAAAAGUCGGAAAUCGUCAAAGCGACCAUGGAUCUCAACCUCAGUGGGCUUGAAAUGCCACUGUCUGACCCUCUAGGCCUGGAGCCAUUGCAGGGACCAGUGAUCCCCAAUUUUGGGACCAACUUGCCAUGGAGCUACGACGGCAUCUCGCGACAAGGCGUUGUAGACGUAGGCAUGGACCAACUGGAUUGGACUACCAUGGACUGGAAUUCCAUGUAUCCAGGUCAUGGCAUUUAA
This is a messenger RNA of Pestalotiopsis fici W106-1, 2199 nucleotides long. RefSeq lists its product as uncharacterized. Lineage: Eukaryota; Fungi; Ascomycota; Sordariomycetes; Amphisphaeriales; Sporocadaceae. Gene Ontology annotation, biological process: regulation of DNA-templated transcription; DNA-templated transcription. Gene Ontology annotation, molecular function: zinc ion binding; DNA-binding transcription factor activity, RNA polymerase II-specific; DNA binding. The transcript is spliced from 5 exons. The record is from RefSeq and is a predicted model, not a curated record. Bases 1 to 2199 code for a protein of 732 amino acids.